GAAAGACGAUCAAGUAGCAACCAUUUUUGCACUUUACUGCAAAUUUUCAAGUAUUUUUCUUUAGUAAACUAUUUUAUUAAAAAAAAGUACUAAUACUUAAUAACUGAAAUUUAACUCAAUCUUUCCAAGAUAAUAUUACAUCUUAAAAUAUAUCAUCAGUGAAAAUAUUAUUAUUUAAUUCUUGGAGAAAUGAUUUCUUUAAAACAUUUUCUAUUUCUUGUUUUCUUUACCACCGAUCUAGUAAUUGGAACGCCACAUUCGAGGGGAAAAGGUAGAAAUGGACGUCCCGUUAAUAGAUUAACGGUACAUCCACUUAUAAUAAAAUUGGUAGAAGAAGUGGAAAAAUCUGGAAUGCAACAAGAAGGAUUAUAUCGCUUAUCUGGUAGUAAAACUGAAGUACAAAAGUUGGCACAAAAUUGUUUUUCUUUGGACUCGGAUAUAUCGGAAUAUAAUUUAAAUGUAAUUACAUCAUAUCUGAAAUCACUUUUCCGUGAUUUGAGAACUUCACUUAUCGAUGAAGCAACGUUCAAUCAACUUUCAAGUGCCAUGAAUAUAGAGGACGUCGAAGAAUCGGAAAUGAAAAUGAAAGAAAUAAUAACAGAUCUUCCUCAAAAUAUUCGUGAUACUCUUGCUUAUUUAAUAGUACAUUUGCAAAAAGUAGUGAAACAUCACGAGAUCAACAGAAUGACUGCUGGGAACAUUGGUAUAGUCUUUGGACCAACUUUGAUGGACUUUAAGCUUGAUGAUCAAAUGGCAGAACUUGCUUUAAAUUCCCAAAAAACGAAGAUCAUUGAGAGACUUUUGGAAAUUUCAUCAAGUUUUUGGAAGGAAUUGAUAAAUUAUGAAACGACUAGAACUGAACCAAAUGUUUCAAACUCAGCGGAAGACGAGCAAGGUGCUUGGGGUGGUGCUGUUUCUACUGAUUCUUUGGAAUUUCAUACGGAUUCUGAGGAUGAGGAUUCGUUAGAAAGAAAUUUAGCUGCCUCAAUCAGACGACACUCUAGUGUUGCUGUUGAAGAUCUGGCAGAAUUAAGGGCAAAAAGAUUUGGCAGAAAAGGUAGCUAUUUUACAAAGCAAGAAUUACCUUAAAAGAGCAAACUUUCCAAACCAGAUUCAUUAUUUAAUAAUUUCCAAAAUAAUUAUUCCUUUUUUAUGAAUUUGUUUCUCUUUAAAACUGUUUUUAUUAAUUAAAAUGAUCAGAAAUUAUUAUUACUAAUCGAUGUCCUCAAUAUUAAAUAUUGUUGUAUAAAUAAUCUUGUCAAUAAAGAAUUGCAAGAAAAAUAUAUUU
Messenger RNA from Leptopilina heterotoma, 1288 nucleotides. Its product is annotated as beta-chimaerin-like. Gene Ontology annotation, biological process: signal transduction. The coding region runs from base 190 to 1089 and encodes 299 amino acids. The transcript is spliced from 7 exons. The record is from RefSeq and is a predicted model, not a curated record. Lineage: Eukaryota; Metazoa; Arthropoda; Insecta; Hymenoptera; Figitidae.